Molecule: messenger RNA, 198 nt
Organism: Arabis nemorensis
Lineage: Eukaryota; Viridiplantae; Streptophyta; Magnoliopsida; Brassicales; Brassicaceae
Source: the annotation of a GenBank genome assembly
AUGCUACUUGAAUCUGACGAGCUUCCUGAGAUAUUUCUCCGAAGGCAUGAGAUUCAGAUGGUAGAUGACCCACCGCUGCUUCAAACCGAGAGUCUUUAUUACAUGAAUUCAUCUAGGUAUGUUGACUUGAAUGUGUGGGACGUAGUUCCUCGUCCUCCUCUGCCAAGGAGGGGAUUUGCUCAUAUCAUGGUAAGUUAA